Molecule: messenger RNA, 1113 nt
Organism: Fusarium poae
Lineage: Eukaryota; Fungi; Ascomycota; Sordariomycetes; Hypocreales; Nectriaceae
Exons: 1
Coding region: 1-1113 (370 amino acids)
Molecular function (GO): gamma-glutamylcyclotransferase activity
Source: RefSeq, a predicted model, not a curated record
AUGAACCCGCAUACAGAUGACGAAGGCCAGUCUACCAAAUACUAUUUUGCCUAUGGAAGCAACCUCCAUCUACAGCAGAUGAAAAAAAGAUGUCCUGGAAGCAAGUUCAUCGGUUCUGCAAAGCUUGUAGACUACAGAUGGCAGAUCAAUGAGCGCGGAUACGCAAAUGUCGUUGAGGCGCAAGGCCACUGGGUUGAAGGCUUGGUCUACGAGAUCAAUUCUCGAGACGAAGCUCGUCUCGAUAUCAAUGAAGGCGUUUCCAAGGACGCAUACAGAAAACAGUACAUGUCGGUCUUGUUACGGCGUGCUGAUGCUUCAUUGUACCGCCGGCCUGUGCCUUGGAUUGUGAACAACGGCGGCCCAGACCAGGCGAGAAUUGUAGCUCAGCAAAGCACCGGACAGAGCAGACUCAUCGUCUACAAGCCUCAUUUGGAACACGACAUAUUGGUAUAUAUCAGUCCAAGAUACAUUGUCGACAGUGAUCCCAAGGAAGAAUAUAUCGACCGAAUCAACUUGGGGAUUGCCGAUGCCAGAGCUCUGGGGGUCAGUCACGACUACAUCAGCAACUGCGUUCGACCCUUUAUCCCAGUGACAUCCACCCAGAACCCGGGACCGUCUGGGACAACCACUAACACAACGGCAGGCAAUAAGCCAAAAGUUGUGAGAAAGGCUCCCGCUCCUGCUUCCGCUCCCGCUCCAGCUCCGGCCAAAAAAGCCAAGCAACCUGCCGCCCUUGAAGUCAAACGCACAGCCCCUCCCAGAGGUAGAGACCCGUCGCCAAACAAGACAACCAGCCGAAGACCAUCACCGCAACAGCAACAACCUCAGUCACCAGGGGCUUAUAAUCAACGUUUCCCGAGAAACUCUGCACCCGGUGGUCUGGACCGGCUUAUGCGACCUUCGCAGUCACGUUCUCAUGCAGCAUCAGUGCCACCGCUUCCCCAACGGCCAGCUUACCCUGGAGUUACUCUACGAGUUCCUGCUUCGAACCGGCCCAGGCCUGUGUCAGAUGUUGGUGCGCCGGCGCCUCCUUUGCCUCCUCGACCUCGUCGAGUACGGAGCAUACCAGUCAUUGUUGUACAGGAAAGCUAUAGUGGUUAUUGGUAUCGAUAA